Messenger RNA from Daldinia decipiens, 1500 nucleotides. RefSeq lists its product as uncharacterized. Gene Ontology annotation, biological process: mRNA splicing, via spliceosome. The coding region runs from base 236 to 1141 and encodes 301 amino acids. Gene Ontology annotation, cellular component: precatalytic spliceosome. The transcript has a single exon. Lineage: Eukaryota; Fungi; Ascomycota; Sordariomycetes; Xylariales; Hypoxylaceae. Gene Ontology annotation, molecular function: zinc ion binding; RNA binding. The record is from RefSeq and is a predicted model, not a curated record.
AGGGUUUAUAAUGAGUGGGCGAAGCCCACCAAUUUUCAGUAUAGCCAGUAAUUACGUAAUCCCAUCCCACAGUAGGUAAUGUACCUCGAAUUAGUGCAAUUUAUUCAAGCCCCGUUAAACGACUAUCGAUACCGGAAUAGGACCUAGGUACUUACGUGUAGGUACCAAAGAUAGGUAUAUUCUUUUCCAUCUCAUAAUUUGUUACCUACCUUGCGUUAGAGGCGGUAUUCCAACCAUGUCCGAAUACUGGAAAUCAACUCCUAAAUACUGGUGCAAGCAUUGUAGCACCUACGUACGCGAUACCAAACUCGAGCGUCAAAAUCACGAAGCUACCGCCAAGCAUCAAGGCGCCUUAAAGCGUUUCCUAAGAGACCUACACCGAAAUCACGAACAAGAGCAACGAGAGAAGGAUCGCGCCAAGCGGGAAGUCGAGAGACUAAAUGGCAUAGUCGGCUCCGCCUCUUCGGAUCAUCACCAUGCAGCAAGCACUAGUAGAACAUCAACUUCAGCCUCGUUGCAAGCGCAAACACAAGCCGCUGGUUCGCAGCGUCAACAGCAAUGGGAGCAAUUGGCCGAGAUGGGCAUUGAUGUGCCAACCGAACUGAGGAGAGAGAUGGCCAUGGCUAGCGAAUGGACCGUUACUAGCAAGAGGAUUAUCGACGAUACACCCAAGGCAGAAGACGAUUCAGAUGCCAAGCCUCAAAAUGUCGAUGCCAUCGCGUCUGGCGUACGGAAGCGACCGAAACAUGAAAGUGGAGUAGACGAGGAAGAAGAGGAGAAUGCAAUCAAGAGUCUAUUCAAGAAGCCUAGGAAAUGGGGUCGCGAUACAAAACAGGCUCCGGAGGACGAUGAAGAGUUAGACGCUCUGCUCAGCGGUGCCCUAGCGAAACCACCCAAGUUCGAGGAUAAUCCUCAGGAUUCUAUUGAUGAAACAGCCGAUUUACUAAGGGGGACGAAAGAAACCCCAACAUCUGAUAUAAAAAAGGAAGAAACGACCGACGACCAAGCGCUAUGGUCUAUCAAACCAGAGUCCCAAGAGAAUCAUCAAGAUGCGCCCGUCAAGCAAGAAGGGAACGCGGAGAGUAAUCCACCCACUGUGGUUUUUAAGAAGCGAAAGCCUAAGAACAUUCGUCAGAGAUGAGCCUCGUCUAACGGGAUUCUAUUCUAGUAGCAAUGAUCUACUUAGACGUUGUGUUUCUAGGUCCUAUUUGAGGCAGCCUAUGCGUCGCAAAGCUGGUCGCUUGGCAUCCCACUCUUAUAUCUACACGGAGCGUGUACUACUAUUCGUAUCGUGGUGUGGGGAGUCCGGAUCUCGUAAGCUAACAUCGAAAAGCUAUAGGCAUACUAUCUACUCAACAGAUCGGUUAUCCAAGAACCUGAACGCGAACUUACCGCAUAUAAUACCGGCUAUCCUUGGUGCUAACCUCCUAACCUAGAGGAUAUCCAAAUAAAAAAUGAUUCAAUUACCAAGUCGAGGUGGAUGUGCGUAAAGCCAAGCUC